AUGCUGCGUAUGGGGCAGCUGUCCGCCCUCUGGAGCGUCGCCCAGGCCACGAACCUCACAAUCAACCUGGUGACGGUGGUGGCGUGCUGCUCCAUGCUGGUCGCCGCCAUGCUCAGUUUCUUCCUGCUGCAGACGCGGCCGGUCUACCUGGUGGACUUUGCGGUGCACAGGCCCGCCGACAGCUGGAAGAUGGACAAGGUCUCCCACAUGCACAACACCGCCGAAUGCGGGAAGUUCACGCCGAAGAAUGUCGAGUUCCAGUCCAAGAUCCUCGCCCGCAGCGGCCUGGGCGACGACACGUACCUCCCCCCAGGCCUCAACGCCAAGCCGCCGGCCAUCUCCAUGAGCGACGCGCGCUGGGAGUUCGAGCAGGUGUGCUUCAGCGCGAUCAAGGAGGUGCUGGGUAAGGCUGGCGUGCAGCCCCGCCAGAUCGGCAUCGUCAUCGUCAACUGCUCCCUGUUCAACCCCACCCCCAGCCUGAGCGCCAUGAUUAUGAACCACUUUAAGAUGGGCUCCAACACCAUCAACUACAACCUCGGGGGCAUGGGCUGCAGCGCCGGCGUCGUCUCCAUCGACCUGGCGCGCCAGAUGCUGCAGCUUCUGCCCAACUCCUACGCCCUCGUGGUAUCCACCGAGAACAUCACACAGAAUUGGUACACCGGCAACGACCGCUCCAUGCUCAUCCCCAACUGCCUCUUCCGCGUCGGCGGCGCCGCGAUGCUGCUCUCCAACAAGCGCAAGGACAGCUGGCGCGCCAAGUACGAGCUGCAGCAUGUGGUGCGCACUAACCUGGCCGCCAACGACGCGGCCUUCACGUGCGUGUACGAGGGCCAGGACGAGGACGGCCACAGGGGCGUGCGGCUCAGUAAGGAGCUCAUGGCCAUCGCAGGCCAGGGGCCCUGGUGA
This is a messenger RNA of Monoraphidium neglectum, 906 nucleotides long. Its product is annotated as 3-ketoacyl-CoA synthase 4. Lineage: Eukaryota; Viridiplantae; Chlorophyta; Chlorophyceae; Sphaeropleales; Selenastraceae. Gene Ontology annotation, cellular component: membrane. The coding region runs from base 1 to 906 and encodes 301 amino acids. The transcript has 9 exons. Gene Ontology annotation, molecular function: acyltransferase activity, transferring groups other than amino-acyl groups. The record is from RefSeq and is a predicted model, not a curated record. Gene Ontology annotation, biological process: fatty acid biosynthetic process.